AUGUUUUUCUAUGACUUCCAAUUAUCCAUUCUAAACACUCUAUACAAAUAUUUAGAUUUCAUGAUAUUACUGCAAGGCGAACACUCAAAAUAUUACAAAUGUGACCCGGAAAAGACAAUUUGUCAGAAUUUAGAACACGCGAAAAUCAUUGACUAUCCACAUUUUACGAUUGUUUCGAGGGAGAAGUUGGAAUCGUAUAACAUAAUAGAACGGGUUGUCAUCGCUGACCAGUAA
Messenger RNA from Theileria equi strain WA, 234 nucleotides. RefSeq lists its product as hypothetical. The record is from RefSeq and is a predicted model, not a curated record. The transcript is spliced from 3 exons. Lineage: Eukaryota; Apicomplexa; Aconoidasida; Piroplasmida; Theileriidae. The coding region runs from base 1 to 234 and encodes 77 amino acids.